AUGGCUUUACUAUCACGCUUCUUGCAGGCUUUCGCCUUGCUUUUCCUCGUCAUCGCAGUUUCCGCUGAACACACCUCGAACUGGGCAGUGCUUGUCUCGACGUCCCGAUUUUGGUUCAACUACCGACACCUCGCCAAUGUCCUUUCGCUUUACCGAACAGUCAAGCGUCUCGGUAUCCCCGACUCGCAGAUCAUCCUAAUGCUUCCCGACGACAUGGCUUGCAACCCUCGAAAUGCUUUCCCAGGAACCGUCUACAGUAACGCAGAUCGUGCCGUCGAUCUCUAUGGCGACAACAUCGAGGUGGACUACAGGGGCUACGAAGUCACAGUGGAAAACUUUAUCCGUCUGUUGACUGAUCGACUGGACGAGGACGUCCCGCGCAGCAAACGGCUGGGAUCCGAUGCCGGAAGCAACGUAUUAGUCUACAUGACCGGACACGGAGGCGAUCAAUUCCUGAAGUUCCAGGAUGCCGAGGAAAUCGGCGCAUGGGACCUGGCUGAUGCAUUUGGACAAAUGUGGGAGAAAAAACGAUACCACGAAUUGCUGUUCAUGAUCGACACCUGCCAGGCCAAUACCAUGUACACCCACUUCUAUUCGCCCAACAUUGUAGCAACCGGCUCCAGUGAGAUCGACCAGUCUUCCUACUCUCACCACGCGGACAACGAUGUCGGUGUUGCUGUGAUUGAUCGAUGGACAUACUAUGUUCUUGAGUUCCUCGAGACCCAGGUGACAAGCGUCACUUCCAAGUUGAACCUGGGCGAUCUUUUCGAUUCAUACGAUGAAUCCAAAAUCCACUCGCAACCCGGUGUUCGGUGGGAUCUUUUCCCAGGCGGCGAGCAAGAAGGCCGCCUGAGAACUGUGGUGGAUUUCUUCGGCAAUGUCCAGAACGUGGAGGUCGAGAACGCCAAUGCAACUGAGCCUGGCUCGCUGAAGGAGGAUUUGGCUGAAAUUGCCCGCCUCGUUGAGAAGUGGCAGAAGCGUGACGAGGAAUAUGCAGACGUGCUUUCCGCUCGGAAUACCACAGAUGACUCGCCUACAGCUUCCUUGCAUUUGAAGCCGAAGGGAAGGGUUGGGCCGACCAAGAUGGCCGAAGACGGCAGUUGGGGAAAACGACUGGUUGGCAUCACCGUUGUUGGAGCUUGCACCGCAAUCUGGAUCGCUGGCUCGGUCUUGGGUCGCAAAAGUGUUUAG
Molecule: messenger RNA, 1191 nt
Organism: Penicillium olsonii
Lineage: Eukaryota; Fungi; Ascomycota; Eurotiomycetes; Eurotiales; Aspergillaceae
Source: the annotation of a GenBank genome assembly